AGACGUCAGCCAUCGGUUCCUAUCUCUGCAGCGCGUCAGAGGGAAUUUCCCGAGGGGGAAGAAGGUGCACUUUAUGGAAAUCAUAUCGAUGGAUGAAUCAACUUUAUACAACGAGUGAAUCAAGUCUACCGCAGCAGACAUUAAAGGAGUCCUGCGUUAGUUCUGUGACAGUAAAAAGAAAUGUCGACGUUGACGACGACGCGCUCAAGUUGCGUCAUGGCGUCCUCCAGACUGUAAGUGGACCCGAUGGACAAAGUCAAAUGAAGUGAAGUGGACUGAGGCCAGCGUUCAUGUUCAGUUUGUCUCCAAAGAGGAACGAUGGCGGGAGACGAGCACUUCCUUCCUGCGAGCAGUCAGAUUCUGGACACACUGAUGAUGGACCCCUCCUGGGACUUCCCACAAUUCACUGCGCUUACGUCUCACAGCACAGCUCUGAGGACAGGGGACGGCCCUUUCCUGCACAUCCUGGAGCAACCCAAACAGCGAGGCUUCAGGUUCCGCUACGGAUGCGAAGGCCCGUCUCAUGGUGGCUUGCCGGGAGCCUCCAGCGAAAAGACCAAGAAGACCUAUCCUGCUGUCAAGAUAUGUAACUACCAAGGUCCGGCCCGCGUGGUGGUCCAGCUGGUGACGGCGCUCACCCGCUUCCCUCAGCUGCAUGCUCACAGCCUGGUGGGCAAACAGUGCGACAAGGGUGUGUGCAUCGUGGACGUGCCCUCCAAAGACUCCAACAUCACAUUUCCCAACUUGGGCAUCCUACACGUGACCAAGAAGAAUGUGGCCAAGACUCUGGAAGAGCGCAUGAUCGAGGCCUUCAGGAUGGGGUACAACUUUGGAGUCUCCAUCCACACUGACAUUGAUACCCUGCAGGGGGAGGGCCGCGUGCCCCGGGAACUCACCGAGCACCAGCGCAGCGUGAUCAGCAGCGCGGCGUCACUCCAGGCCAAGGAGAUGGACCUCAGCGUGGUGCGUCUUAUGUUCACCGCCUUCCUUCCGGACAGUGACGGAGCCUUCACAAGACGACUUGAUCCGGUGGUGUCAGAAGCCAUCUACGACAGCAAAGCUCCAAACGCGUCCAACCUGAAGAUCGUCAGGAUGGACCGGACCGCCGGCUGUGUGAGCGGAGGAGAGGAAGUCUACCUCUUGUGUGAUAAAGUCCAGAAAGAUGACAUCCAGGUGCGCUUCUACGAAGAAGACGACUCGGGCGUCACCUGGGAGGCUCUUGGCGACUUCUCCCCCACUGACGUGCACAGACAGUUCGCCAUCGUCUUCAAGACGCCAAAGUAUCGAGACCAGAACCUACAGAAGCCCACGUCUGUCUUUGUCCAGCUCAAGAGGAAGUCGGACAACGAGACCAGCGAACCCAAACCCUUCACCUACCACCCUCAGAUCAUAGACAAAGAGGAAGUGCAGAGGAAGCGUCAGAAGACGUUGCCAAACUUCCAGGACUUCAGCGGGCAUGGAGGUGGAGCAGGAGCAGGAGGCGGUCUGUACCGAGGAGGAGGAGGAGGAGGUCCAUCAGCAGGGGGUGGUCCAGGCUCUGCUGGAGGAGCAUCUUACUUCCACGGCUUCUCCACAUUCAACUAUGGAAGAGGAGGGGGAGGCGGAGCUUGUCCCACGGGAUACUCAGCAGGUCUUGGAGCGGGCGGAGUCAAACACGUGUCUGAGGGCAACUCGGCAGACAGCAGCGCUGAUGACAGUGAUCCAGAUGACCACCCAGAGGGCGAUGCCGUGCUGGCACGUUCGGGACACCAGGAGGAGGCGGAGGAGUCCCAGCCAGACGGAGACACGGCGAGCAGCAGACCUGUGGACGCUCUCUUCAGGUAUGCCGUGACCGGCGACGCGGCGUAUCUCUUGGCUCUACAGCGCCCCGUUAUGGCGGCACAGGAUGAGGACGGGGACACUGGACUCCACCUGGCGGUCCUCCACAGCCAGCAGGGGGCGCUGACUAGUCUGACGCAGGUGCUCGGCUCUCUGCCCGUAGACGGCGUUCUGGACAUGAGGAACCACCUCUACCAGACGCCUUUGCACCUGGCGGUGUUCACGCAGCAGAAAGAAGCGGUGGAGGCGUUACUCGGAGCCGGCGCUGACCCCACACUGACGGAUCGCCAUGGCAACACGCUGCUCCACGUGGCCUCCCAGCAGGAUGGAGGGGGAAUGGUGCGAUUUUUAUUACGCCACCCAGCCAUGACGGGAUUGCUGGAGACCUGCAACACAGCCGGUCUAUGUGCCAUCCACCUGGCCGUUCUGGCCAAUCAGCUGGCCUCUCUCAGAGAGCUGUUGGAGGGCGGAGCCAACGUGGAGGCUCAAGAACGCAGCAGUGGCAGGACCGCACUCCACCUCGCCACUGAGUGUGACAAUGUGUCGCUGGCGGGCUGCCUGCUUCUGGAGGGCAACGCCAAGGUAGACUGCUGCACCUUUAACGGUUCUACCCCGCUUCACAUCGCCGCCGGGCGAGGAUCCGUCAAGCUAACAGCACUCCUGAUGGCUGCAGGCGCAGACCCUAACAAGGAGAACCUUGAGCCUCUCUUCUUCCGGGACGACACAGAGGAGGAGGAAGACGAGGGCUACGUUCCCGGAAGCAGCCCCAUCAACAUAGCCGCCUCUGCUCAGGUACUGGAGCUCCUCAGCGGGAAAGAGUAUCAAGCCAAAUCUCCUUGCCUUAUGGUUCCCCCUCAGGGUGACAUGGCCAACCUCAGUGCUGAUGUGAAACAGACGCUGUGUCGAGCUGUGGAGGAUGACGACUGCUGGGAAGAUCUCGCUCACAGUCUGGGUCUCGGAAUCCUCAGCGCCGCCUUCAGACUGAGCCCGUCCCCUGCCAAAACCCUGCUGGACAGCUAUGAGGUGUCUGGCGGGACGGUCCGCGACCUUGCGGCUGCUCUGAGGUCAGUGGGCCAGUGUAGAGCACUGAGUGUCAUGGAGGAGGUGCUGUGUCACCACCAGCUCGAGGCAGCAGGCGAUGAUGUGUGCACUGAGCUGCGAGACAUGAAACUGGACGCGCGCGUGGACAGCGGUGUGUGCGACAGCGGGGUGGAGCUUUCCACAGCGUAGGCGUGGCCAAGUGUGUGAAAAGUCUUUAGUGGAGCACAUCAAAUACAACCAACACAUGGGAGUCGUCCUCUUCCCUCCUGACUGCCACUUGAAGCCAAAUGAGGCGUUCAGAGUCUCAUUAAUAGCAGGAAAUUUGACUUUCGUAU
Molecule: messenger RNA, 3194 nt
Organism: Doryrhamphus excisus (bluestripe pipefish)
Lineage: Eukaryota; Metazoa; Chordata; Actinopteri; Syngnathiformes; Syngnathidae
Source: RefSeq, a predicted model, not a curated record